UGCACAGCGGCGCGAGAACUUCCGCGGCCCGCCGCGGGCCUGCGGGCGCCCAACAGACGCGCGUCAUCUUCACCGAGCGCCAUGGCCCUGACUGGCGCGCCAGAGGCGGCCGGGCUCUGCCAGCCCCUCGGCCUGCUUGUGCUUCUGCUGUUGGCGAGCCCUGCGCUGUGCUGGAAUGACCCUGACAGAAUAUUGUUGCGAGAUGUAAAAGCUCUUACUCUUUACUCUGACCGCUAUACCACCUCCCGGAGGCUGGACCCCAUCCCACAGUUGAAAUGUGUUGGAGGCACAGCUGGUUGUGAUGCCUAUACUCCAAAAGUCAUACAGUGUCAGAACAAAGGCUGGGAUGGUUAUGAUGUACAGUGGGAAUGUAAGACCGAUUUGGAUAUUGCAUACAGGUUUGGAAAAACUGUGGUGAGCUGUGAAGGCUAUGAUUCCUCUGAAGACCAGUAUGUACUUAGAGGUUCCUGUGGCUUGGAGUAUCAUUUAGAUUAUACAGAGAUUGGCCUGAAGAAAUUGAAAGAAUCUGGAAGACAGCAGGGCUUCUCAUUCUCUGAUUACUAUUAUAAGUACUACUCUGCAGAUUCCUGCGCCACUGGUGGAUUGGUCACAAUCGGAGUGCUGCUUACUAUUGCCUUUGUAGUUUACAAGUUGUUUCUUAGUGACGGCCAGUGUUCGCCUCCACCGUACUCUGAAUCUCCUCCAUAUUCCCAGCAUCAUCAGAGGUUCAGCGGCUCGGCAGGAGCUCCUCCCCCAGGCUUUAAGUCUGAGUUCACAGGAUCACAGAGUACUGGCCAUGGUACAGCUUCUGGUUUUGGCAGUGCUUUUGCAGGACAACAAGGAUAUGGAGAUUCGGGACCAGGGUUCUGGACUGGCCUGGGAGCUGGAGGAAUAUUAGGAUAUUUGUUCGGCAGCAGUAGGACAGCAACACCAUUUUCAAACUCAUGGUACCAGCCUUCCUAUCCUCCUCCGUAUAGCAGUCCAUGGAAUAGUCGUGCUUACUCGCCACCUCACGGAGGCCUAGGGGGCUAUUCGACAUGUUCAGGCUCGGAGACAAAAACCAGAACAGCAUCAGGAUAUGGUGGUACUAGACGACGAUAAAAAAGGAAGUUGAACACUGGAAGCAAAAUUUCUGCGUUUUCAUCACUUUCUCUUUUAAAAAAAUGCUACCUGCUAACGAGUGAGGAAGGGGAAAUAUUCAAAAGUUUUGUGUUUUGUCCUGUAUAGCUUUUUGUGUUUUAUUGUUUGUGGCUAAAAGUUGGUGUAUGAUAAAAUGCUUAUUAUAUAAUAGUAUAACAUUGCAGGUGUACAGUGCAGUUUAUGAAAGUGAUGAUUCUUGCAGAAUGCUAGAGAUUUAUUGUUUGCUUAUAAAACCUGUGAAACUAUUGGAAGCAGUACUAAUGAAAAAGUCACACCAGUACAAACUGGUGAAGAAAAUUUCAGUUUUAGGUUAUUUUAGUGGAUGAGUCUUUGUCUAAUAUCUAAUUCUUUUUGGUAUUACGUUAUUUGGUGUUUGCUAUUCUUCAAAUAUUUGAAUCAAGCUUUGGAUAACUAAUUAUGCUAAUUUGUAGGUUCUGGUCACUUUAUGAGUUCUAAAGCUCUGAACUCUUCAGUCAUGGUAGGCUUCUGGUGAAAAUUACCUUUCAUAGGUAAAUGUAGAAAAUAAGCACCUAGGAAUUUGUGAAUGACUGUGUGCUGACAAAUACUUGAAACUUCCCUGUUUCUUCAGUUCCUAUAAUGAUUGAUACAUUGUGUCAGUCUGAAAAGUUUAGAAGUUUAAGUGACUCAGUAGAGGGCCAGGGUCCUUACUUUGUAAACAUCCUGAGCAGGUAGCUUGCACACAAUAAAAGGGAAGGGAGGAGACUUGCUCUCUCUUUUGCUCUUGUUGCUUUUGCCAUCUUCUGCUUCCAAAACUGUUGCCCCUCUGCCAUGCCACCCUGCCUUGGACCAGCUGAAUAUGAACUGAAACCUCCACAAACCUGGGAGCUAAAUAAACUUUUCCCUCUGUCAUUUGGGUGUCAAGAAUUUUGUCUCAGCAACCAGAGAAAAGUAACAAGAGAGUUCCCAAGAGGUAAAGUUGAAAUGCUUCAACAAAAAAGGUCUUUUUAAUAGCAAAUGCAUGCAGUUCUCUGUGGAAUCUCAAAUAUUGUUGUAAUAGUGUUUGAAUCAAACAUUAAAAUACUAAUAAAUAAAAAAGAUAAUUCUCA
This is a messenger RNA of Cavia porcellus (domestic guinea pig), 2207 nucleotides long. RefSeq names its product store-operated calcium entry associated regulatory factor (gene Saraf). Bases 82 to 1101 code for a protein of 339 amino acids. NCBI's taxonomy places the organism in Eukaryota, Metazoa, Chordata, Mammalia, Rodentia, Caviidae. Gene Ontology annotation, biological process: regulation of store-operated calcium entry. Gene Ontology annotation, cellular component: endoplasmic reticulum membrane. The transcript is spliced from 6 exons. The record is from RefSeq and is a predicted model, not a curated record.